Arvicola amphibius (Eurasian water vole) is the source of this 1945-nucleotide messenger RNA. RefSeq names its product chromosome 15 C1orf131 homolog (gene Fsaf1). The transcript has 7 exons. NCBI's taxonomy places the organism in Eukaryota, Metazoa, Chordata, Mammalia, Rodentia, Cricetidae. The coding region runs from base 45 to 914 and encodes 289 amino acids. The record is from RefSeq and is a predicted model, not a curated record.
AGCGGAAGUGCCGCCUUGUGGGCUGGAUUUGAAAUUCCGUGUAGAUGCCCAUGGCGGCCGCGGCGGCGGAACGAGAAUCGGACUCCACAGAGCCUCCUGGCUCUGAGACACUCCUGGAUGCGGUCCUGCGGACCCUCUACGACCUGGGAGAGACUGAAGGUGAAACAGAGCCUAAAAGGAUCAAGAAGAAGAGAGAAAAGAAGAGAGACGUGGAGACCAUAGCAGAGGUUACAGCAGAGCCACUCCCACUGCCUGGACCUCUCGUAAAGGGCCAGAGGAAGAGUGCUUCCAGCUUUUUCAAGGAACUCAGAGAAGAGCUACACUCUGCUUCUGCUGCCCCCUCAGCUCCCCCUUCAGGAGCAGAAGUCCCUGCUACUAAUGCAGUGUCUCUCUCUGCUCCAAAGAACAGCAGCAGGCUCGUGGAAGUGGUAGAGUUUCAAAGCAGAAGUAAAAGAAAACCAAAACCAGAUCAAGAUGAGCACGCAAAGGAUAAAACAUGGACCCUUGAAAAAGAUGUGGGUAUUCAAGAAUUUAACCUAGAAAAGGCUCGUUUGGAAGUACACCGGUUUGGGAUCACGGGCUAUGGCAAAGGAAAAGAGAGAGUCCUGGAACGGGAGCGAGCUAUCGUGCUGGGGGCUAAGGCUCCCAAAAGAAGUUACGUGAAUUACAAGGUUUUACAGCAGCAAAUCAAAGAGAAAAGGAAAGCUCAGGAAGAAGAGGAGAGAUUGGCCCGGGACACAGACAUUUUCAAGAAAAAGAAGAGGAAAGUACAGGAGGACAGGAGAUCCAAGAAGUCGGCUCCCAGCAUUUUGUCAAAUGGAAAAGUUGGACAAGUUGGAAAAUUCAGAAAUGGGACAUUGAUUCUAAGCCAUGCUGAUAUCAAGAAAAUAAAUUCUUCCAGGGUAGCAAAAUGACGAACUUUGUCAGCUCUGGAGAGGAGUAGGAACCGUGACAGGGCUGGCACAGGACCACUGAACUGCAGACCGCACUUCAUGUCCCUCGGGGUCUCUUCAUGAGGAGCAAGAAAGAUAAACAGGGUGGUGACCUGCUGAGUGCCGGCCAGGCCCAGGCUCCACUCGGGUUUCUGGUUGCUAGCGUCAGCACACUUGGUUCCAGUCUUCCUUUUCAGUUUCACCGUCUCCUGAGUGUGUGGUUGCCGGAACAGUGCCUUUUGGACUUCUGACAACAGUGUUACUAUGUUAUGAAAGAACUAAGGAUUCUUGUCAUCUUUCGGUUUUCUGGAAAAGCAGUUCUAUUGUCAACCUACUUUGUGUAAAAUCCAUUUUGUAAGAAUUUCCAAAAAUACACAUCUGUUGUACGAGGGCUGGCUGUUGAGUAACACACGGGCAGUUCUAACUGGUUUCCCAUACCUCACAAGGCCAUGUUUACAGUGAUGUUACCCCUACCUGGGUGUCAGCGUCUUCUCAGAGAGUGAGGUGAGUUAAAGGGAGAUAAAGAUCUCCAGUGAGGACGGAUUCUGGUACUUCCCACCUUAGGUGUUUGGCUCCUUGGCCAGCAGGUUGUUAGGUGGCUCCGAAAGUAUCGCCAAACCAACUCACGAGGUGGAAUCCAAUUUGCUAGGCUUUUUUCUUAAAUGACAUUUUUAAGUUUAUUUUAUGUGUAUGUUAGGGCACAUGCGCCAUAGUGUUUGUGUGGAAGUCAUAGGCCCGACUUUCAGGGGAUCACCAUUCGGAUCCAGGAAUCAAAUGUGGCUUGGCAGCAAGCACCGUUCUUUACCCGCUGAGCCGUCUCACCAGCCCAAGUUUAGAAGAUCUUAAACAUGACAACACUAGAAAAAAGACCUUAGGAGUCAGAGAUGACAUAUAAAGGGCACCUCAUCAUCUGUCUCCAUCUUCUCAGGAGAGCCUGGGGGGGUGGGGGUUCUACUUCAUGAGCCCCAGCAGAGUCCCAGUGGAAAUAAAUAGGUUUGGUUCCUGCUUUUUCA